GUUGUUUCGAUCGGUAUUAAAGGAACACGGUAGCUCGCGUAGUCGGCCGAGAGACUGAGCUUCGAGAGGAUCGAGAAACAGUAGAGAGGGAAGAACAGACGUUUCAAGUGCAUAGGAAAGAUUUUGAACCGUGUAUUGCUAGAGUUAACAAAGAAGUUGCAAAAUGUUUCACGUAAGAAAAUUGACGAGAUCAUCAGUUACCUUGAAACAAGUGCCGAGUAAUAAUGACAUUGUUCAUAAUACAUUGAUACGUAUCGUGCCGGCGUUUCAAGUACGUGGUUACGCUGAACAUCAGAUACCUGAACGAUUGAAGGAUGUCCCUACAGAUUCUAACCCAAAGUUCUUUGACAUGGUUGAGUACUUCUUUCAUCGAGCCUGCCAGAUCAUUGAAGGCAAACUGGUCGAGGAUAUCGGCAAACGUACCAGGGUGACCGUCGAGGAAAGGAAGAAAAAAGUUAAGGGUAUUCUGAUGCUCAUGGAAUCAUGUGACCAUAUUCUCGAGACUUCAUUCCCCCUGAGACGCGAUUCUGGCGAUUAUGAAAUGAUCACUGGAUACCGCGCACAACAUUCGACCCAUAGAAUACCUUGCAAAGGAGGUAUCCGUUUCUCGAUGGACGUAUCGCGAGACGAGGUGAAGGCUUUGUCUGCGCUAAUGACUUUCAAGUGCGCUUGUGUGGACGUUCCUUUCGGCGGAGCUAAAGCCGGGAUCAAGAUUAAUCCUAAAUUGUACUCCGAACACGAGCUCGAAAAGAUCACGAGGAGAUUCACGUUGGAACUCGCGAAGAAAGGAUUUAUUGGGCCGGGUGUCGACGUGCCUGCUCCUGACAUGGGAACUGGAGAACGAGAAAUGUCUUGGAUCGCUGACACUUACGCAAAAACCAUAGGGCAUUUAGAUAUCAAUGCUCACGCUUGUGUCACUGGUAAACCUAUCAAUCAAGGUGGAAUUCAUGGACGCAUAUCCGCGACUGGUCGUGGUGUAUUUCAUGGAUUGGAGAACUUUAUCAACGAAGCCAAUUAUAUGAGCAUAAUCGGCACUACACCCGGCUGGGGAGGAAAAACAUUCAUCGUGCAAGGUUUUGGUAACGUUGGUCUGCACUCGAUGCGUUACUUGCAUCGUGCUGGCGCUACCUGUAUAGGAGUAAUUGAACACGAUGGUGCUAUCUAUAAUGAGGAAGGCAUCGACCCUAAACUACUGGAAGACUACCGUAUUGAAAAUGGGACUAUCGUGGGCUUUCCUGGUGCUAAGCCAUACGAGGGUGAAAAUCUGAUGUACGAACCUUGUGAUAUAUUUAUACCCGCCGCUAUCGAGAAAGUUAUUAACAAAGACAAUGCUGGACGUAUUCAGGCUAAAAUUAUAGCCGAAGCUGCUAAUGGGCCAACCACCCCGGCUGCCGAUAAAAUUUUGAUCGAUAGAAAUAUUCUCGUCAUACCAGAUUUAUACAUGAACGCUGGUGGUGUUACGGUAUCUUUCUUCGAAUGGUUAAAGAAUUUGAAUCACGUGUCAUACGGUCGACUUACUUUCAAAUACGAAAGGGAAUCCAACUAUCACCUGUUGGAAUCUGUACAAGAGUCGCUAGAACGCAGGUUUGGCCGUGUCGGUGGCCGAAUUCCUGUUACACCUUCCGAAGCGUUCCAGAAACGUAUCUCCGGUGCUUCCGAAAAAGAUAUUGUUCAUUCUGGUUUGGACUAUACGAUGGAAAGAUCCGCUAGAGCUAUCAUGAAAACUGCAAUGAAAUUCAAUCUUGGCUUGGACUUGAGGACAGCAGCUUACGUUAAUUCGAUCGAAAAGAUAUUUACAACUUACUCCGAAGCAGGUCUCGCAUUUUAAGUAUGAAAUAUCAGAGUAUAAAGUAAAUUACAUAAAUCUAGGUCACUAAUGUGGCGACCGUAAGAAAUUAUGAGCCAGUAUUUUAAAAACUUUCACGAUCUCUCACAGCUGGUGCUGUCCAGUCACACUGACAAAAGACCAAAACUAGCAGUGAAAAUAUUUCGUGCACAACGUGAUAGGUUUCUCGAAUGCAUUGUAAUAGUUUGCCUAAUAAAUUCCUUCGCACGCACGUGUCCACGUAAAUACAGGUAUAUGUGCGUGUACGAGAAAGUGUAUUAAUCAGACACUGCUAUUCAAAGUGGUGUCUAAAACAAAAGUAUUCACAACUUUACUCUGCAAUACGAGUACGAAAUCGAUCGAUACAACGUUAGUGCAUUUUUAUAUUUCACUUGUUAUCCAAAUGUAUCUUAAUGUUUAAAUAGAUUCAUACAGGAGUCGUUAAGCCGAAUAAUUGUAAAGUAUAAUUACCUCGGACAGGCAAUUUCUCCGUAAUGUAUCUAUAAGAAACACUUUAAAAGAUGUCAUUUAUAACUGAGACUCAUUUCUAUUAAAUCAAGGAGGGCGAUGUCAUACAACAUUGUUAUACAUUUCAAGAGUAUAUCAAUAAAUAUGUGCUCUUAUUCAA
Messenger RNA from Colletes gigas, 2453 nucleotides. RefSeq names its product glutamate dehydrogenase, mitochondrial (gene Gdh). Gene Ontology annotation, molecular function: L-glutamate dehydrogenase (NAD+) activity. Gene Ontology annotation, biological process: L-glutamate catabolic process. The record is from RefSeq and is a predicted model, not a curated record. Bases 164 to 1828 code for a protein of 554 amino acids. Lineage: Eukaryota; Metazoa; Arthropoda; Insecta; Hymenoptera; Colletidae. Gene Ontology annotation, cellular component: mitochondrion. The transcript is spliced from 8 exons.